CUCACGAGAGUCACACACGAACUCAUCUCCGUGGAUCUGUUGAAGGCCUCACGGCGGAAAGAACGAAGGGUGAAGCUCUUGAGCAUUAGGAUACUUUUUGUUAUUUUUAUUGCUUGCGGCGAGACAGUGUUGUUGCUUGGACAGUCUUCGAGGGCAGGAAGAAGGAACUGCGCACGAGUGGAAGGGAAGCAAUGGGGGGCGCAACACAGGAGCUAGACCUUGGGCCGGUGACAAUGUCGGCCAUGACUGCAGCGUGGACUUUCGUCUACGUGCUGUCGCGUGUGUUAUUCCCGGCACGCUCCAAGGAUUUUUGCAAUCGCAUCGUCUCACUCAUCCAUGUGUUUGUGUCCUGUUAUUUCUGUUCCAAGUCGGUUGCCGAUUGGUCUCGCCCAUUGGACGGUGUCGGCGCAGCCUCCACAUAUCCCCAGAUGCUGGCGUUAACAGUAAGUCUGGCCUACUUCACUUACGAUACCCUUUGCUGCUUAGUGGAGCUCCCAUUCAGUUUGGAUGUGUUUAUGCACCAUGUUCUCACUAUCCUAGGGCUUGGGUUUGGAUACGAGCGUCAAAUUAGUGGGACAGAGCUGGUGGCAUGCCUGAUGCUCAUGGAAGUAUCAAACCCCUUCAUGCAUGCUCGAGAGCUUCUCAAAGAGCUGAACCUGAAAGAUUCAUCGAUGAACCUUGCGAAUGAUGUUGUUUUUGCCCUGAUUUUUACCGUUGCUAGAGUCUUCAUUGGACCUAUUGUCGUGUACAAGUGUCUAUUAUCAUCUACCACCCCUUUCGCUGUCAAGGUUGGAGCUGUUGGAAUCCAAGUGGUUAGCUUACUAUGGUUCUAUAAGAUUGCGCGGAUGGUCGUUUACAAGCUAAGCAAGAAGCCUAAGACUCGGAAGGCUGCUUAAUUUCAUUUUGCAGCUGCUGUCUCAUGCGUGCCCGAUUCCACCUUUUAUCAUUAUCAAUUUUCAUUUUGUAGAUCACUUCUGGACGACGUGUCAAAGUAAGGAUAUCUUGGAAGCUGUUUGAAUUUUACGUGGCCAUGAAUUCAUGCCGGAGUUGUACAUCAUGUUCGAGUUUAGUGCUGCUUCCGCUCUGGAAAAAGACUUCACCAUUAUUUUUGUCAACCAAGCGCUUUUGUUGAGCUCUGAGAACAUCGAUCUUCAAAUGCCGUCUGGUCCAGUGUAUUUGGAUCGUC
This is a messenger RNA of Physcomitrium patens, 1186 nucleotides long. RefSeq lists its product as uncharacterized. Gene Ontology annotation, cellular component: membrane. Lineage: Eukaryota; Viridiplantae; Streptophyta; Bryopsida; Funariales; Funariaceae. The record is from RefSeq and is a predicted model, not a curated record.